Molecule: messenger RNA, 2184 nt
Organism: Ricinus communis (castor bean)
Lineage: Eukaryota; Viridiplantae; Streptophyta; Magnoliopsida; Malpighiales; Euphorbiaceae
Exons: 6
Coding region: 841-1887 (348 amino acids)
Biological process (GO): deoxyribonucleotide catabolic process
Molecular function (GO): 5'-nucleotidase activity
Source: RefSeq, a predicted model, not a curated record
AAUCAUCAGAGUGAAUUUAGGAGGGAAAAGAAAGAAAACAGGAAAAUAAAAGAGAACAAAAGAAAGCUUUAAAAACCAAAAAGUUAUAUAUAAAAGAUUCUCUGAUGCUUUGCUCCACCUUCUGUGGUAAGAGUUAUACAUAGAGAGGCCCUAACAAAAGAAAAGAAAGAAAGGACAGAAGACUAGGAUUUGCUGCCUAAUUCCUCUUAAUUAGUAUAAUUAAGAUUUAGAACAGGAGAGGAAAAGGAGGCAGAUUACCCGCCUUAACCAUUCAUUCGUUUCUCGUAAAUCACAUCUUAAUAUUUUAUAUACUCUUGCUUUUCUUUUGCCCUUUUUCCCAUAGGGAAGCCAAAACUAGUCAUUCAGUAUCCUCAAACCACAGCCACCCACCUCCCUUAUUAUUGUUAUUCUUGUCAUUAUUCUGUUUUAACUAUUCUUGUCCACUGAUCAAAUCCAAUUUCAAUUAAAAAAUUUUAAUAUAAUUUCUAAUACUUUUAGGGUUUUUUCAAUUUCUUUUAAAGAUUUUUUUGUCAACAUUGAUAAACACUGAUUCUUUUGUAGCUACACAGACGGUAGCAGAGGGAUAUUCGAGAUUUCCUACGUUUAUUCUAGUGUUUUCUUUUGACCAUUUUCGUCUCUCAUUCUUUUCUUUAAUGCAAUUAAUUUAUUGUUCUUUACCAUCAAUCGGGAUUUUUAUCUUGAUUUAGGGUUGAUUUUUAGUAGCUUCUUUUGUAUUUAAUUAUUUGGAGAUUUAGAUAAAUUACCAUCUUUUAGUUGGGUCCGUCUUUGUUUUUGUUUUUGCAUUGAUGGUGUAAUGAGAAAGAGAGAGAGCUAUUAGUUAUGUUAAAGAGGCAAAGCACCUUCCUUUUUAAUCGCCACAAAGCUUUGAUCAUGGCUCUUAUAACCCGUAAUGAUUCUUUCUGCAAGGGUUUCCAUAAUCUGCCACAACCCAUUACUUAUUCUUCAUCAAUUAUCCCUUUUUUUGGGAUCAAAACUAUUUCUUUUAACAAUGGUGGUAGCAGCAGCAGCAAUAGUAGUAGCGGUACUUUUGAUUUUAGGAUAAGAAGCUGCUCUGGUUCUCAAAAACCAUUGAAUGAUCAGAGGGCUCAUACAUUUGUUUCUCCGCACCAUCAAUUGGUACGUGAAUUUGAGACUCGAUUGGAAGAUAAUACUAGCAGCGGUAGUAUUAGCAUGACAAAUGCUAGAUAUAUUAAUGGUCAUGGGACUUGUCAAGGUGGAAAACCACUCGGCUUCCCUGACUAUCCUAUCACUGGAAAUAUUGUUGUUGCAGUUGAUGUUGAUGAGGUUCUUGGAAACUUCGUAUCAGCUUUGAACAGAUUUAUUGCUGAUCGUUACUCUUCCAAUCAUUCGGUAUCAGAGUACCAUGUCUAUGAGUUCUUCAAGAUAUGGAACUGUUCCCGAGAUGAAGCUGAUAUUCGUGUCCAUGAAUUUUUUAAGACGUCCUAUUUCAAGUCUGGGAUCUACCCAAUCCCAGGUGCUCAGAAGGUGCUUCAGAAGUUGUCAAGACUCUGUAAACUGUCUGUUGUGACGUCUCGGCAGAAUGUUAUCAAGGAUCACACUGUGGAAUGGAUAGAGAAGCACUAUCCGGGAGUGUUUCAAGAGAUUCAUUUUGGCAAUCACUUUGCCCUGGAUGGAGAGUCCAGACCUAAGUCAGAAAUUUGCAGGUCCUUAGGUGCAACUGUGCUGAUUGAUGACAACCCACGGUAUGCGAUCGAGUGUGCUGAAGUUGGAAUUAAGGUUCUACUCUUUGAUUAUGAGAACUCGUAUCCUUGGUGCAAGGCAGACUCAGUUGAUCAGCAUCCCUUGGUCACUAAAGUUUGUAACUGGGAACAAGUGGAGCAACAAUUAAUCUCAUGGAUUUCUUAGUUGUAAUGAUUCUGGGACAUGAAUUCAAGAGGUGUCAUCAGCUUGUCGAUAUAUCAUAGGCCAACAAAGUUAACCUUGUGAUAGAGUAGCUUUUGGGAACACAACCGCAAAAGAGAUCGGCCAAAUAAGGCAUAUGAGCAGCAGCUGAACUGUGAUAGUUAAUUGAUGAUCUUGUACAUCUUUCCUCUUUUGAGGCACAUAGAGAAGAGUUUAGGAUAGCAAAUUUGUCUGAUGUGAUUGAACAGAAUGGCUUUUCCCCAUUUUUUGGGAGAUUAUAUCAUGCCUUUGUUCUGGUUA